This is a messenger RNA of Protopolystoma xenopodis, 1785 nucleotides long. Lineage: Eukaryota; Metazoa; Platyhelminthes; Monogenea; Polystomatidea; Polystomatidae. The record is from the annotation of a GenBank genome assembly.
AAGUUAGACGAAUCAGGCGGUGGAUUGUUUCACGAUUCUCGUCCGCUAGCAGUACCAAAGGUACGUUGCCGUGCCUUGACCACUUCUGGUCAGAAGGUCGAGCGAAUCUGUUCGAACAACUCGUCGAAAGUGAUCAUUCUUGCUGUUGCCACUGCGCUUUGGCGGGUCAGUCGAAUGCGACGUAAUCGGAAGAUGAUGCGUCGUGCCGGUGUGAUUCAAGUGCUCGCCAGACUGAUAGCUGUUGGUGACAGUGACCUCCUCGUACCGGUGAUGGGCAUCCUGCAGGAGUGCGCGUCCGAGAUGUCAUUUCGCGCCUCGAUACGCAGCGAAGGCAUUCUCGUCCAUCUGUUGCCAUACCUGCGCAACGACAGUCCUGAGGUGAAGAUCGCCUGCGCCCGGACUCUCUUCCAGCUGGUUCAGGACGACGAGACCCUCGAGGAACUGCAUCGCUUCAAUGCGCCUCUCAUCUUCUACCACCUUCUACAGGAGUAUGUCCCUCUGGCACAAAACGCCCUCGAGGCGGGCUGGUUGGACUGGGCCGACAUUUGGAGUGAGCUCGACCCACACAAUAUCGUCCUGUUGAAGGACCAAGAGCUCGGCUCUCCCAGUCGACUGAACUUCGCCAAAAUCAUCUCGACCAGACUGACAGAACCAAGCUUCGAGACCUCCGGUCCGACCGGCCGAAUGCAGGACGUGCUGGCCAGCUCGGGCAAGCCAGGACUGCGAGAACUUCGUCUCACCAAGAGGACGUCACGACCUCGAGACCCGGAUCCGGCCGUGGUGCCUGCUAACACGAAGCCGAAAAACGCAACGAAAAUGUCGCUCAGCUUUCAUCUGCUUCACAUUCUACUCGGAGUAGUGUGGAAGUGCGCUGGAAAACAACAGAUGCGCUACACCUUUGUGGAGUUGGGCACCACAAAACUGCUCUUACAGUUGGCCAGUUUUUUGCCGGCCUAUUUCACGCCCUACAGCCGGCCAGUAUGUUCCGUCUCGUUGCGGCUCAGUCGACAAGGCGUUCUCGAGCACAUCACCGAACAUGUGCUCUACACGUUGUCCGAGCUGGCCGAACACCAACGUGUCCGGCUUGAGGUGCUGGCCGAUGUGCAAAUCGGGCCCAUCCUCGUCGAUCUGCUGCGCUACGAGUCGUCAGCCCUGCUCAUCUCCACCAUGAAAGCCAUCACUUGUCUCUCUCGCUGCGAAAAGCUUUUAGAGCGCUUCAUCGAGCAGAAGGUCUUCCGUCAUCUCUACUCCCAUCUUCUGCAUCCUACGAUGGGUGUUAGAAGCGCCGCCCUCUUGGCUAUGCACGAAUUUCUCGCCUACACGCCCAAGAGCGAGUCCCUCGUCCGGCCGAUUGCAGGUUCGUUGUCGAACCUCAUCACCUGCCUCGUAGAGGCCUACGACGGUAUGAUUACGGCGGAAAAUCAGGAGAGGCAACAGGAGAUGGAGGCUCUUCUGGCGGCUGUCUGCUCCGUCGCUUCGAUGAUUGGUAAACAUCCUAUUCAGCGCCUCAUUCUCGUCGAACUCGGCCUGGCCGGACCACUCGUCUCUGUUAUCACCGAGGCGCACACGGACAAGAUUCGAGAAGCUGUCGCCAAGACGAUCACGGAGUUUGGUAUGGUACCGAAAAUUGCGGCACACCUCAGCAACAUGCAGGUGAGUAUGGAUUUAGGCCCCAGAUACCUUUACGCUCCAAAGCCUUCUCCGUUGACAUUACUCCCCUCUGACCCACAUUCAAAAAAGCCUGAGCUUCAAUUCCCACUGAGUGAUGUUGCUAUAUUACUCUAA